This is a messenger RNA of Penicillium brevicompactum, 450 nucleotides long. RefSeq names its product putative RING finger domain protein. The coding region runs from base 1 to 450 and encodes 149 amino acids. The record is from RefSeq and is a predicted model, not a curated record. Gene Ontology annotation, biological process: protein ubiquitination. The transcript is spliced from 3 exons. Lineage: Eukaryota; Fungi; Ascomycota; Eurotiomycetes; Eurotiales; Aspergillaceae. Gene Ontology annotation, molecular function: ubiquitin protein ligase activity.
AUGGCCGAAGAGAAGCUGAAGAAGAGCCAUCUGGCAAUUGUUCUGGGUAUCGGGCUCGGAGUCGUGCUACUGAUUGUGCUCAGUCUGAUUUUGACGAUAGUAAUCAGUCGCCGAGACCGUCAGUCAUUUCUCAAGUCGAAAAAAGACCCUGGUGAGCGCUUGCGCAAGUUGGAUAAGGUCUCGCCUACUUGCACGCUUGAAAAGUGGUGGUCUAAUACGAAGGGCAAUCUGGGAUUGUCGGAGGCCGUUGAUGGCCAGUUUGUAUGCGCUGUGUGCCUGGAACAGGUGGGCCGCACGCAGGAGAUCCGGGAGCUUUUGUGCUUGCACGUUUUCCACAGAGAGUGCCUGGAGAAGUGGUUUUUGGGCGACCAUUAUAAUUGCCCGCUAUGCCAUCGCGCCUAUUAUGUGAGCGACACGCCUCCCAGUAAUGAUUAUGUGUGGAUGGUAUGA